Apis florea (little honeybee) is the source of this 3153-nucleotide messenger RNA. RefSeq names its product TBC1 domain family member 23 (gene TBC1D23). Gene Ontology annotation, cellular component: trans-Golgi network. NCBI's taxonomy places the organism in Eukaryota, Metazoa, Arthropoda, Insecta, Hymenoptera, Apidae. Gene Ontology annotation, biological process: retrograde transport, endosome to Golgi. The record is from RefSeq and is a predicted model, not a curated record.
GCGUAAGAUUUUAUUUAAAAGAUGGCAACGGUUUGUCAACAAGAGCAAAGUUUUGUCUGUGCUAUCUAUAGAUUGUUGAAUUUUAAGAAGAACAUAAAACAUGAGAAAUGUAAUAAAAGAUAUGAAAUUGAACGAAGAAUGCUAAGUGAUCAAAAAUAUUUAUUGCAUUCUAGAAAAUUGUAAUUCAUAUCGAAUUUACGAUUUCACACAUUACAAUAUAAGUGUGACGUUUAUCAAAAUGGCACUAGAAGAAGAUGAAAACACCUGGAUAUUGGAACUAGAAGCAGCUUUACUUGAUACUGAAGCACCAUCUGCAUCUGAUAUAUACGCAAUUUGUAAAGGACGGUCUGUUCCUAUAAAUUUAAGACCUGAUAUAUGGCAAGCUUGUUUAGAUGUUAUUGAUCGGGGUAAUCAAUUAAAUCAGUUUAAUGAAGUAUUUGAUUUACCAGAACAAAAUAUUAUACGUGAUGAUUGUCAGCAAUUAGUUGCAAAAUUAGGAAAUGAUGAUGAAGACAAAGUUUCUGUUGUUUCUGAUUUAGAAUCUAUUUUAACAUUUUAUUGUAAGAGUAAAGGGAAACAAUAUAAAAGAGGAAAUGGUUGGAUAGAAUUAUUGGGUCCUUUAGUAGCUCUAAAACUUCCACGAAGUGCAACAUAUAAUUUAUUUGAAGCAAUAAUAGACUUUUAUAUUCCUAGAGGUGAAACAUAUAGUUCAGUGUUAAGAUUAUUAUUACUUUAUCAUGAACCAGAAUUAUGUUCUUUCUUGGAUACAAAAAGGGUAUCUCCUGAUCAGUAUACAAAGGGAUGGGUAACAACUUUAUUUGCUGGAGUAUGUUCAUUGCCAGCUGUUUGUACAAUGUGGGAUUUAUAUUUUAUGCAAGCUGAUCCAUUUUUCAUGUUAUUUCUUUCACUUAUUAUGGUAAUUAAUGCUAGGGAGCAAAUCUUAAGUAUGACAGAUAAUGAUAAGCAGAGUAUAAUAGAUGCCAUUGCUGCUAUGCCCUGUGCAUUAGAAGCAGAAGAUGUGACAGAUUUUUGUUCAUUGGCACAGUAUUAUGCAAUGAAAACACCAUCAUCAUUUAAACAAGAUUUAUAUCCUAUUAUGUUUGGUGAUAGUUUCGAUGAAAAAUGUAUAUCACAUGCACUUUGUUUACCUGUAUCAGCUCAAGAAUUAGUUGAGAAUUCAAUCGAGAAUCCGUCCACACCUAAUAUUUCUGUUGAAUCUGUUAGAUUUUUUUUAGUAGAUUGUAGACCUGCUGAACAAUAUAAUGCAGGGCAUCUGCCAACUGCAUUUCAUUUAGAUUGUAAUUUGAUGCUGCAAGAACCUGCUGCUUUUGCUACAGCUGUACAAGGAUUAUUGCAGGCACAACGACAAGCAUUAGCUGUUGGAUCACAAGCUGGUGGUGAACAUCUUUGCUUUUUGGGAAGCGGUAGACAAGAAGAAGAUCGUUAUACACACAUGGUAGUUGCAUCUUUUUUACAAAAACAUACUCAGUAUGUUAGUAUGGUUACAUCAGGAUAUCAAGCUAUACAUGAAUAUUUUGGUGAUGAAGUAGUUUCUAGUCUUGUCGAUCAUAAUUCACAAUAUUGUUUAGUGUGUAGUGCUAAUAUUUCGGAGACAAAUUCAAAUGAAACAAGUCCUGCCAAAGUUAAAAAUAAUAAUUCCGAUUUUUUUGGAAAAAUCAAAAAAGUAAAAGGAAAAUUAUUUGAUUACAUUGUUAAUCCAUCUGCAAGCGUUCAUAAUAAUGUGGAAAAUAGAAAUGGCAAAGAAUUAGAAUAUAUCAAACGUCAAAAAAAGACGGCUCCAGUAUUUAGUAUAGAUGAUGAUCAAGAAUUAGAUAUGACAAUGACGAACAAUGAAAGUGAAGAACCUAUUGAAGUUGUUUCUAUUCAACAGUGGAUGAAAGAUCCAAAAUUAUUACAUUCCUUUAAAUGUCAAGAAGUGAAAGUUAAUGGAGAUCUCUGUGAUAGUAUACUUUUGGUUACUGAUACUUAUCUUAUAGUACUUCGAGAAAUACAAGAAAGAAAAGGUGCAGCUCAUGUAAUUGUGAAACGUCCAUUAACGAGUAUUGUUAAAAUAACAUCUAGAAAGAGACAUUCAGAUUUGAUUACAUUUAAAUAUGGUACAACGCAAUAUAAUGAUACAGUUAUUUCAGAUAUGGAUAAAUUUCUUAUUCCUAACGCGAGUGAGGCUACUAAAUUAAUUACACAACAGAUUUUAAAACAAUUGAAAACAUCAAAUUGAUGUUAAGUAAAAAAUUACGUGUAAUUAAAUUUAUUUGUUUUAAAUCAGUUUUAUGGACUAAAAAGAGUUGACAUUUUUUUAUUUGUUGAUUGAUUACAAUUUUCUUAACUAAAUGGUACUACAAAUAUUGUAUAAUUAAAUAAUAUAUAAUUAUAGUAUAUUUUUUAUUAGUAUGAUUUAAAAAAAAAAGAUUUUAAGAAUAACCUGAGUGUUUCAUAUAUGAAAUUAACACGAUGUAUCAUCGAUAAGAUGGCCAAUAUGGUUCGUACUUGGAUUCUAAGAUUUUGGUGAUUUUACUAAGUCAUUACUUUUAAUAAUUAUAUUUGCGUUUAUAAUCUUUCUUUACCUAUUUUCAGAAAUAUUUCACUUACAUGAAACAGCAUUUUUGGCAUUUCUUUUUGUAAUAAUAUCAUAUUAAUAUUAAUAAUAUUUAAUUUAGUUUACUAUUUAAUAUAUACUUUAUUAUGGCUUUAUUAUAUUAUGGCUAAACAGUGGCCUUAUGAAACUGAAUAGGAGAGGUAAUGGACUCUGCAAAUCAUUGAUAUGAUUAUCUACAAUGGAAUAUAACUGAAGAUUGAGUGCCAUGAACCAAACUAUUGUUUUUUUUUUUUAUAUAAUAUGAUUCGUGACAUUGAUAUUUAUGAAUAUUAAAUAAUUAAUUUCUUUUUUUUUUGACAGAAAAAAAAACUAUGAAUUAUAAGCUAAUCUGUCAUUUUAUGCAUAUAUUUCUAUAUAACAUCUGUAUGUUAUAGUUGGUCCUAACAUAAUACGAUUCGAGAAAUGGUUAUAAUAUUUACAUUUUGUAGUAAUAGUCAGUAAAUGUCUUUACAAAAUAUUUACAGAAGGUACAAAAUAUAUUGAAAAGUAAACAGUUAUAUCACUUUUACAGGCAUACUUAUUACACUGCCUGAUUU